AUGACUCUUCACCAAACAUUGACGAUUGCUGAUUUUAGAUACAGACUUGAAUUUUGCAAAGGGAUACGACAACAACCGCGGAACUUUCAUCAGAAAAUUUUAUUUUAUUAUACAGGCACAUUUAAAAGUGACGGAUCUGUAAAUACUUGAAACUGUCGUUAUUGGGCACAAGAAAAUCCUAAUUGGUUCCGAGAAAUUGAUCACCAACAUGUUUGGAAAGUUAAUGUUUGGUGCGGAAUUAUUGAAAAACAUGUCGUUGGGCCGUUUUUCUUUGAACAUGACCUAAACGGUGUUCGCUAAGCCAAUUUCCUUGAAAAUGAUCUUCCGCUCUAGCUUGAAAAUACUCCUUUACAAUUGCGCCUAAACAUGCUUUUUCAGCAAGAUGGAUGCCCAGCGCAUACGUCUAGAGUUGCUCGUGAACGAUUGAACGAUAUGUUUUCAAAUAGAUGGAUAAGCAAGUAUGGUCCACAUCAUUGGCCACCACGAUCGCCGAACCUUACUGUUCUUGAUUACUAUUUGUAGGGAAGAGUAAAAGAUAUUGUCUGAUACCGCGAACGUCCUGCAACAAGAGAUGAUAUGAUUCGUAGAAUACGCGACGCUAUUCGUUCUCUAGACGCUGAUGAAAUUCUUCGUGCAACAAAUAAUUUCGAGAAAAGAGUACUUGCUUGUAUUGAAGAAAAAACAUUACGAACACCAGGCCUAAUCACAUCUAGCCAUACAUCCCUGGCUGAAUCAUUUGCCGAUCUUGCCUUGACCGGAUGGAUCAUUUGCCGAUCUUGCCUUUACCGGCUGGGUCAUUUGCUGAUCUUGCCUUUACCGGCUGGGUCAUGCCCGGAUCUUGAGUGA
This is a messenger RNA of Vollenhovia emeryi, 846 nucleotides long. RefSeq lists its product as uncharacterized. NCBI's taxonomy places the organism in Eukaryota, Metazoa, Arthropoda, Insecta, Hymenoptera, Formicidae. The record is from RefSeq and is a predicted model, not a curated record. Gene Ontology annotation, molecular function: nucleic acid binding. The transcript has 2 exons.